CUGAGUGUGCUGAUGUGUGCAACAGCCAACGGUUCUGCUAAGCUGUCACUUCAUAACUGGUGCAAUUUUUAACACACGCAUAAUUCACUAUCACCUACGUACGCUUUGAUAUAAGUGUGUGACAGUUAGAAUCAGCUGAAGAAAAGAUCGAACGGAGUCUUUGACGUAUUUAAAAUACGUGUGUAACGGACUGUGUUUUGGAUCGUAGUGAUUCUAUCAAGUAGUUGGAAUAAAGGGUGUCAGAUGACAUUUCCAAGAUUGCCGUGGACAACGAACUUUGUUAUGUGAUAUGUCUGUCCCUCUUAUAACGCUCUGUGUCAUACGUAUUGAGAUUGAUAAUCCCGAACUUUCUGCAGACUCAAGCACAAUGAACAAAAACACUAAAAAAAUGAGAGGUCGCAGAGAACCUAGAAAUAUAACAGUAGAAACUUAUGCGAGUCCAGAUGAUGGACCCUUUCCACUUUUGCCAAAAUCUGCCAAUUUGCAGAGCUCUGAAUCUCAGUCGACCUCCAGAGAAAAUUCUGAAGAGAAAACAAAUCCUCCCAGCAGUGCUACAAAUCCUGACAACGCAUGCGGAGCUGUUGCUAGUAAUGUCAUUGAUGAUCAAAUUAAAUUUGUAUCUGGAAAUCCUUUUGUAGAAGUAACAAAGGGUAUAUUACAUCUUUUUAAAGAAAAUUCUUUGACAGAUAUGCAUUCAGAACAGAAUCAGAGUAAUACGAUUUGCAUACUAUCUGUUCCUUGCACCAUGACUUGCCAUGAUUUAGUGAGCUUCACAGCUGCAUGUCACCAAAAUAUACAAUAUUUUAGAAUAAUUAGAGAUGGAAAUCCAAAUAACUACAUGGUUUUAAUAACUUUCAGAACACCUAGUGCAGCUUGUGAAUUUUAUGAAACAUAUAAUGGAUCACCAUAUAAUUCCUUAGAGCCAGAAACAGUGUGUCACAUGGUAUUUGUUUCACAAGUUGAGACUGCAGAUAAUGGAUUGCCACUGGCUGGUCACACAGAAUUACCAUCUUGCCCAGUGUGUUUAGAAAAAAUGGAUGAAAGCGUAGAUGGCAUAUUAACCAUUCUAUGUAAUCAUACGUUUCAUGCAGAUUGUCUUGUAAAAUGGGGUGACACCUCCUGUCCUGUUUGUAGAUAUGCACAAACACCAGAGCCUGUUGCAGAUAGUCAUUGCAUGGAAUGUGAUGCGGAAGCAACUAAUGAAGCUUUGUGGAUUUGUUUAAUUUGUGGACACGUUGGCUGUGGUCGAUAUGAUCAAAGUCAUGCUUUUGAACAUUAUCAGGAUACGCAUCAUUGCUAUGCCAUGGAGUUAGGACAAAAUCGUGUUUGGGAUUAUGUAGGAGAUCAUUGGGUAGAUAGAUUAUUGCAAAAUAAGGAUGGUAAAAUGGUAGAAAAUGGUCAAGAACCAAUGAAAGGUGGAAGCGGUUCAAUGGACGAGAAAGUUGAUUCAGUACAACUUGAAUUUACAUAUUUGCUCACAUCACAACUUGAAACGCAAAGACAAUACUUUGAAGAACGACUAGAUAAAAUCGAACAAAGAGCUUCUGCUGAGACAAAUGAAUUAAAAGAAAAAGUUGAUCAUUUAUCAGAAGAAAAUGAUAAAAUGAAGACCCAAGUUGCUGCUUUAAACAGAGAUAAACAAAAUUUAGAAAAAAAAUUACAAGGAUCCAGUUCAAAAUUAUCAAAACUACAGACUCAAUUAACUGAAGAAAAAGAAUUGCGUCUAGCCCUUCAGCGAAAUCAAACAUCUUGGCAAGAGAAACAUAAAAAAUUGCAGGAUGAGAUGAAUGAUUAUAAAGAAAAAAAAGAAUCAGAAACUACAGAUUUGCGGGAGCAAAUACGAGAUCUCAUGUUCUUCAUAGAAGCACAAAAACAAAUUGAAAAUUCAGCUGAAAAGGAAGAAAUUGCAUCUGGCCGUAUCGUUGUUGGGCCAGGUUCAACGAAAACUAAGAGUAAGCGCGAAAAGAAACACUAAUAAAUUCAAUUAAAAUUAUUGAAAGUGAAAGUUGUGUUGAAAUGAAAAAAAUGUGUUGUGUAAUAACGGUUGUAUAGUAUUAUAAUACUGUUAUAUGAAAAAUACUGAAAUAAGAGCGAUAAAUUAUUCGAAUAAAAAACGAAACGAUCUAA
This is a messenger RNA of Trichogramma pretiosum, 2127 nucleotides long. RefSeq names its product BRCA1-associated protein. Gene Ontology annotation, biological process: Ras protein signal transduction; protein ubiquitination. The transcript has 6 exons. Gene Ontology annotation, cellular component: cytoplasm. The record is from RefSeq and is a predicted model, not a curated record. Gene Ontology annotation, molecular function: ubiquitin protein ligase activity; zinc ion binding; nucleic acid binding. Lineage: Eukaryota; Metazoa; Arthropoda; Insecta; Hymenoptera; Trichogrammatidae. The coding region runs from base 290 to 1975 and encodes 561 amino acids.